Molecule: messenger RNA, 591 nt
Organism: Dermacentor andersoni
Lineage: Eukaryota; Metazoa; Arthropoda; Arachnida; Ixodida; Ixodidae
Source: RefSeq, a predicted model, not a curated record
GACGUGAGGGAUGCUUCCGGUGCCGCUAUCGGUUCCAUCCAGAUGCAGUUCACGCUGGCGUACCCGACGUUCUCGGUGCUGGACAGCCAAAAAAACGUUGUCCUGCUGAUCGAAGGUCCCUGCUGCCCAAUGUCCAUCUUUGGUGGGGAUGUGAAGUUUGAUAUCCUAACCAGCGAUGGGGUCACCGAGAUUGGCGCAAUAACCAAGGUCUCGAAUGGAUUGUUCCGGGAAGCCUGCACUGGAGCAGACAACUUCACCGUCACCUUCCCCUUGGAUUUGGACGCGAAGAUAAAGGCCGUGCUGAUCGGUGCGGUCUUUCUUCUUGACAACAUAUUCUUCGACAGUUGGGCCUGCGCAAGCUGCUGAGAUUGACAAGGCAACAUACUAAAUUAGUCAUUCGAUUAGUUAUGCCCCGCUAAACACAGCCACACUUUCCAGAAAUGCUGCAACUUUGCCAGACUACCAGGCUUUUGGACAGCCGACUGCAUGUUGUGAACGCAGACCUCAACGUAUUGUGGUGUGCUACCGUAUUGACAGCAAGCUGACUCUUUCUGAUUUGUUGUCGUGCGUUUCUUGCGCAAUAAAUUUUUG